Molecule: messenger RNA, 2522 nt
Organism: Spinacia oleracea (spinach)
Lineage: Eukaryota; Viridiplantae; Streptophyta; Magnoliopsida; Caryophyllales; Amaranthaceae
Exons: 6
Coding region: 680-2185 (501 amino acids)
Biological process (GO): regulation of heterochromatin formation; regulation of DNA-templated transcription; positive regulation of DNA replication
Cellular component (GO): nuclear chromosome; CHRAC
Molecular function (GO): DNA binding; zinc ion binding
Source: RefSeq, a predicted model, not a curated record
ACUUUUCAAGUUUUCGUGUCAUUUUUCUCCCAAGUUGGUUUAGUGCUUUAUUUGUUUUUGCUGUUACCCUGUAAUGUGUUUUUGGUCUGUGCACAAAUAUCAGUAGUUCUGUCCCUUUUUCCCCAUUUCCCUCCACCACAACAGCCCAGGCAGCCUACCACCACCACCACCACCACCACCACCACCCUUAACGUGCCUCACAGUACCUCUCUUUCUCUCUCCUCUGCUCUUCAAUUUCUGACGAUCAACAGUUCUACUUCUGCUAUUCAAUUUCAUGCAAAUUUAACCCCCACUCUUAAGUAAUUUCUUUGACAUUUUUCAUGUGCUAAUUUUCUUGCUGUUUUACAAUUUUAUUUGUGCAAAUUAUGCAUUGAAGUUAGGUCUCAGAUUUAUUCAUGGGUUUGCAAUUCUAGAAUCACUUUUUCCAGGAAAUGCAAAUUCUAGAAUCUUUAGAUUGAACGAGAAUUGAUUGGAAACAGGGAGAAAAAUCUGGGUUUUUUUGAUUGAUUGAAUUGAUAAGCAGCAAUUUCUAGGGUUUCAAAGAGUGGUAAGUUAAUAAAUUCCCCCCACCCCCCCUUUUUUUUUGUUUUACUUAACUUGUUCUUUUUUAUGUUUUUUUUUUUGGUGAGAUUACAUGGUUAAUUAAAUACCGUUCUGAAACGAAUUUGAGUACAAUGAGAUGAGAAUAUCAAUUUCAUUGGGUGUUGAACAAUGGCAGAUGGAUUCGAAACCCGAGACGGGGAAUGCAGUUGAUGGUGGUGUAGGGGUGUUGAAUCAUCAUAUUCAGAGUUGUUCACAGUUAUCAGGUCUCAGCAUUACAUCUGAAAGUUCUGCCCCUAAUUUUGUUUAUCAAAGAAAGAGGAUUCAAAAGAACCCUAAUCCUGUUUUCCCAACCCUGUCACCUGAUAAUAUUGCUUAUGUCUAUGAACGAAGGAAACAUCAAAAGAGUGCACCCACUAAUUUUACACUUAUGGUCUCGGAAAAUUCAUCACCUAUUAAAAGAGGGUUGAAUGAAAGGGAGGGUACUAGGGUUUCUUCAAUAGAGCAGCCAUUGACAACUUCAGAAGCAAUUGAUGGUUAUGUGACCGAGGACCGUGGUUUUGAUGCAAAAGAAAAGAGGAACAAGGGUUUUGAUUUGUAUAGCAUAGAUGAUAGUUGUUCGUCGUCGUUGCUUAAUGUGGAUAGUGGUUCUUCUCCAUUGAAGAGUAAAGUUGAUGAAACUGAUGAGUGUUCAUCCUCUGGUGCACUUGUUGUAGAUGUGAUGGGAAACGACAAAUCGCUAUCAGUUAAAGGUCUUUGUGUUUCUAUUCUUCGGAGUCAUGGGUUGUUGUCUAAUUAUGAGUCAAACAGAUCUGGUCUUUCUGAGGAAGAUGCUCCUUCAUGUAGUGGAAGCAGUUGUUCUCGCACUUGUAAUGUUUGCGGUGUAGUUGGUACGGCCAUAGACCUGCUAAUUUGUGAUGAGUGUGAGAAAGCAUUCCAUAUAUCUUGUUUCAAUCCAUGCAUAAAGAAGAUUCCCGAUGAUGAUUGGUAUUGUCAACCUUGCUCUAAAAAGAAGCAUAACUUGUUAAAAGAGAGAGCCAUUAGAAGGUCAUCAAUUAUCAGAACUGGUAAAGGUUCUGUGUCAUCUGAAGGAGAUUUCAGUCCAAUAGCACUGAUGUUAAAUGAUUCUCAACCUUACAUAACUGGUGUCCGGGUUGGUAAAGGAUUCCAAGCAUUUGUGCCUGAAUGGUGUGGCCCUGUUGCAAGGAGAGGCACUGUCUUUCCUGAACCAAUGGAGUUGGAUCCAUUGCAACCGGUUCAUUUGCUGGGACCAACUUCUGGCAAGCAUCGUAAGGCCUUUAUUGGUAAUUGGCUUCAGUGUAGAGAUGUCAUUGUUGGUAUGGGAGAUAGCAUUGAUGGAACUAUAUGUGGAAAGUGGCGCAGGGCUCCUCUGUUUGAGAUCCAGACUGACAAAUGGGAUUGUUUUCGUUCUGUUCUUUGGGAUCCUUCGCAUGCUGAUUGCUCUGUACCUCAGGAACUGGAAACUGAAGAAGUACUUAAGCAAUUGAAGUACAUUGAAAUGUUGAGGCCUCGAUUGGCAGCAAAGAGGCGGAAGUUUGAUGUCUGUACUGCUAAUGGCUCUGAGGCUGUUACAGAGGACGUAAGCAAGUGUACAGGCUCUGUUGAUGCAGAAAGGAAUUUGUAGUUUUGCUGAAUUCGUAGUUUUUUUUUUUUUUGGCAAGGGAAUUCGUAGUUUUGCUGCGCAAUAUAUUGGUCAAUUCAAUCAACGUAAAUUCAUGUGUCUGAGUUUGGUGCAUGCUUUCUGACCAUGUUGUAUUCGAAACCAAAAGCAAGCAUAGCUAGUGUACAUGUAAAAAGGAACUAAGCUAGGUUUCGGUUCUGUCAUCUGGGGUCGUUCGUGCCAAAAUGUUAGAAUCUAUCCCUUACGUUUUUGAUGUGGUUGUAGGGGAAAAAUAUCUUUGUAUCAAACAUAAUGCGGUUGUUAAAUCAAUGAAUUUGUUAUUCAUUUCCCGAUUUUAGUA